Messenger RNA from Notothenia coriiceps (black rockcod), 1788 nucleotides. RefSeq names its product AFG2 AAA ATPase homolog A (gene afg2a). The record is from RefSeq and is a predicted model, not a curated record. Gene Ontology annotation, molecular function: ATP binding; ATP hydrolysis activity. The coding region runs from base 52 to 1788 and encodes 578 amino acids. The transcript has 10 exons. Lineage: Eukaryota; Metazoa; Chordata; Actinopteri; Perciformes; Nototheniidae.
GGUGUUUACACAUGUCUGUGUGCUCACGUGGGGGAUCUUUCCAAUAUUAAAAUGUCUUCAAAGAAAAAUAAAAGCAAAUCUAAAAGAGUGAGUGAGGGGGACAGCUCCCUGCUACCGAACGAGGGUUCCAGUGACACCUCCAUCCUGCAGACAUCCCGCAGCGAUGGAGGAAGCUGCAAAAGUUUGAACUGCAACUCAUUCAUUGUCAACGAUUUCAUUGAUAAAGCUGAUGACAAAACACCCAAGAGUUGCAGAUCGACUUUAGUCCAACUCAGCCUGAACUCAAUGAAGUCAGCCAGUGUUUGCAUCGGGAGGCCGGUGCUGCUGACGAGUCCCACCGGACAACAAGAGGUGUGUUUAGGAUGGCCGGUUGCCACGUUUCCUAGUGGUAAAGUUGGUCUUCAGAAAUGUGCUCAGAAUAACCUCAGGGUGAAGUCAGGUGGAGAGGUGAUGCUGCACCCCAUCACAGGUCCUGUGCUUCAGGCUGUGGAGGUGGUCCUCUCCAACAGGUCAAAAGAUGAGACACUAGAGACAGAUGAGUUCAAGAACUUCUUACUGAGGUCUCUGGUUGGGAAUAUCCUCCUGCCAGGAAAUGUCGUCCCCUUGACCUACUUCGGCCGGUCAUGCAAUCUCCGGGUGGAGACCGUAAGAGGGGAUGAUGGAGUCUCCCUCCACAGACCAUCUCCCCCCUCAGGAACCCCCCCUGACCCAGAGGAGUCCUCCGUGAUGGACUCAGUGCUGGACUCCACCUCAGCCGACCUCUCCCUGCAGCUCAGCCUGCUCACUGUGGACGAUAACGGCUCUGACGGGGCCCCAAGCUCAAAUGGAGAUUCGGGUCCUGCAGCCAGCACCCCACGACGACCUGCCCACCUCUCCUCCCUCUCCUCCCCCCUCUCCCCCCCCACUGCUCCCUGCACCCCGUCCUCCCAUGAUUCUCCUGCAGAGGGGUCUUACAGUCUGGAGAGCUCACAGCAGGCUGAUAGCGUCCCCACAGCACCCCCUGGUGGAGCUCAGAGUUCGGACACCUUCUACUGCCUCUCCUGCUCCACUAAAGUCAGCUUCAGAGACAGAGCAGGGCAGGAGGACCCGGAUGCUGAAGCUCAAAGGUCAAAGGUCAAAUACUGCAUGAUUGGAGGGCUUAGCAGCCAGCUGGACGUCAUCAGAGAGACCAUCGAGCUUCCUCUGAAACAUCCAGAGUUAUUCUCCAAAUAUGGUAUCCCACCUCCCCGAGGAGUCUUACUAUACGGUCCCCCAGGCACCGGGAAGACUAUGAUUGCACGAGCCAUAGCCAAUGAGAUUGGAGCUCACAUGACGGUCAUCAACGGCCCCGAAAUUGUUAGCAAAUUUUAUGGUGAAACGGAGGCAAGGCUAAGGCAGAUAUUCACUGAGGCGUCUCAGAGACAACCUGCGAUAAUCUUCAUCGAUGAGCUGGACGCUCUGUGUCCGAAGAGAGACGGAGCGCAGAACGAGGUGGAGAAACGAGUCGUUGCUUCUCUGCUGACUCUGAUGGACGGGAUUGGUUCAGAGGGUCACUCAGGUCAGCUGAUAGUUCUGGGGGCCACAAACCGGCCCCAUGCCAUCGACCCCGCCCUGCGCCGCCCAGGACGCUUCGACAAGGAGCUGGAGGUGGGAGUUCCUACUGCUGCCGAGCGUGCAGAUAUUCUGCAGAAGCAGCUGAGCUUCGUGCCGUGCAACGCCACCAGUGAGGAGGUGACGCAGCUGGCCGACGCUGCCCACGGAUACGUAGGAGCGGACCUCGCAGCUGUUUGCAAAGAAGCAGGCAAGUAA